Molecule: messenger RNA, 473 nt
Organism: Capsaspora owczarzaki ATCC 30864
Lineage: Eukaryota; Filasterea; Ministeriida; Capsasporidae
Exons: 2
Coding region: 126-335 (69 amino acids)
Biological process (GO): copper ion transport
Cellular component (GO): cytosol
Molecular function (GO): metal ion binding; copper chaperone activity
Source: RefSeq, a predicted model, not a curated record
CGUUAGCGCAGGUUUCUGAGCAGCUCAGUCCUUUCUUCCGACUUUGGAAAAAUCUCCGUCUUGUUCUUCAGCACCCGGCUUUUCGUCCUGAAUUCCACCACACUCGCACCCUUCCAACUGCAACGAUGCCGUCUCAUGCAUUCAAUGUCGCAAUGACCUGCGAGGGCUGCGCAGGCGCCGUUCGCCGCAAUCUCGCAAAGCUUGAAGGCAUCGAGAAGGUCGACACGCUGGUCGCCGAUCGCAAGGUUGUCGUGAGCGGCACCGCUUCGUCGGACGACAUGCUCGCUGCCAUCAAGAAGACGGGCAAGGAGUGCUCGUACAUUGGCCAAGUCUAAAAAAAAUGAAAGCCCACGUCUUUGUUUGCUACGCAGGCGUAUGCAAAGCGUGCCGCACACGGUUGUUGUGCCAUCUUUAUCAUUUUGAUCGAAAGGUGCAUUUGUUUUUUUUGUACAUCAUCUUUUGUCCACAUUCUG